AUGCCGGGGGUUGAUGGAGACAAGAGCAAGGAGGAGAUCAUUGCAUCAGUGGGGAUCAAGCGAGAAGAGCCUGACGACCGAGAUGGCGAUGAGGAGAAGGUCAAGGUGAAGUUGGAAAGGGCCGGGGAUGACUACGAUGUGGAUGAUUUCGAUGAGAAUCGUUUGGAUGAGGUUCUUGGCGAUGAUGACAACAAGGAGGCUAUCGGGAUCGCCCCAAGGCGACCACAACCGCCCCAACGUUUCUGUCCGUAUCUCGACAGCAUCAACCGUCACAUUCUUGACUUCGACUUUGAGAAAGUUUGCUCUAUCUCCAACUCCCACUUGAACGUCUACGUGUGCCUUGUGUGCGGGAAGUACUUCCAAGGACGAGCCCGAGGGUCUCCAGUCUACUUCCACUCGCUAGAGCACAAUCACCAUGUUUUCAUGAAGCUGGAAUCAGGAAGAGUGUAUUGCAUUCCGGACAACUACGAAGUGCUGGACUCGUCCCUGGCGGACAUCAAGCACAACUUGAACCCGACAUACACAUCUGAACAUGUGAAGAGUCUGGACAUUGACGUCAAGUACUCGAGAGGAAUCGAUGGUACGGAGUUCAUCCCGGGGACUGUUGGGUUGAACAAUCUCAAGAACACGGCUUACUUGAACGUCAUCAUCCAAGCUCUCAGCUGCGUGACUGAGCUGCGAAACUUCUUUCUCCUGCCCGAGAACUACAAGCACUUCAAGAGCCCGCUUGUUCAGAGGUUCGGCGAGCUGCUUAGAAAGAUGUGGAACCCUUCUGCCUUCAAGGGACAGGUAUCCCCGCACGAGCUGUUCCAGGCGAUUUCUGUGGAGAGCAACAGGAAGUACCGAAGCGAUGUCCACUCUGACCCUGCGGAGUUCUUGAACUGGUUUCUCAACAGCUUGCACCGGGGGCUGGGAGGAUCGAACAAGAGGAACAGUUCAGUUAUUCACAAAGUGUUCCAAGGACUGGUGAGGUUUCAAGAGGUCCGAGUGGAGUCGAAGAAGGCCAAGAUCAAGAAGGCAGAUGAGAACGAGAGGAUGGUCAUGGAUGACAUGGACGACGACGAGCCAUGGGACGUUCAGACAACUCCUUUCCUGCAGCUGACUCUCGACCUCCCCCCUACCCCCUUGUACGCUGAUGAGAGGGACAAGAACAUCAUCCCGCAGGUCCCCUUGCUGACGAUCCUCCACAAGUUCGACGGCGUCUACGAGCAGAACGUUCGAGGAGUCUUGAAGCGUUUCCGAUUGUUGGAGCUUCCCCGCUAUCUCAUCCUGAACAUCAAGAGAUUCAACAUGAACACUCAGUUCGAGAUGGAGAAGAACCCCACCAUUGUUUCCUUCCCCAUCAAGAAUCUUGAUCUGCGAGAAUUCAUUGAUAUUCCCGAGGGCCAAAAUGUAGUUACAAGAUACGACUUGGUCGCCAACAUCUGCCAUGAGGGGCUUGUGACUAAGGCAACUGGGACAAACGAGGUUCACGACAAAGGUAUCGCUAUGAAAGAAGGAGUUUUCAGGACCCAGUGUCUCAACAAGGCCCAAGAUCAGUGGUUUCUCAUGGAUGACCUACACAUCCAAGAGAUUCUCCCGCAGGUUGUCUCCAUCUCGGAAGCGUACAUCCAGAUCUACGAGCGAUCGGAUCUCACAGCGGCCAGGAAUGCGCAGAAACCGGUCAACGUGAAGGCGGAAGUGAAGAUGGAGGUCAGUGUCAUGUGGCGCGUGUAG
Molecule: messenger RNA, 1716 nt
Organism: Guillardia theta CCMP2712
Lineage: Eukaryota; Cryptophyceae; Pyrenomonadales; Geminigeraceae
Exons: 21
Coding region: 1-1716 (571 amino acids)
Biological process (GO): protein deubiquitination; spliceosomal complex assembly; mRNA processing
Molecular function (GO): zinc ion binding; cysteine-type deubiquitinase activity
Source: RefSeq, a predicted model, not a curated record